Molecule: messenger RNA, 894 nt
Organism: Penicillium cinerascens
Lineage: Eukaryota; Fungi; Ascomycota; Eurotiomycetes; Eurotiales; Aspergillaceae
Product: putative protein kinase
Exons: 3
Coding region: 1-894 (297 amino acids)
Biological process (GO): spliceosomal complex assembly; protein phosphorylation; regulation of mRNA processing
Molecular function (GO): protein kinase activity; ATP binding
Source: RefSeq, a predicted model, not a curated record
AUGAAUCUGGUGGAAACAAAACAUCCUGGCAGAAACUUCAUUCGCAAACUUCUCGACCAUUUUUAUGUCCAGGGUCCUCAUGGACGCCACAUCUGUCUUGUUCACGAGCCUCUCGGAACGAGUGCAGAUGUUCUGGUGACGAUGUCUCCUGGGCACAAAAUGAGUCUUGAUGACAUGAAGCCUGGUAUCCGACAGCUACUAGUCGCAUUGGACUUUUUGCACUCGGAGUGUCAUAUUAUCCACACCGAUCUUCAGCUAAAGAACUUACUACUUCCCGGGCCAGAGAAAAGUUAUCUUUCCCGAUUCGAGGAAGCUGAGGUUGCACACCCAUCACCUAGGAAAAUCCUCAAAGACCGAACAAUCUACAAAAGUUUAGGUUUUCUUCCACGAGGUGGGCUACCGGUUCUCGCUGAUUUUGGGGAAGCUCGAUUGGGCGGCAAAGAGCACAAAGAUGAUAUCAUGCCAAACGUUUAUAGAGCUCCUGAAGUGAUUUUGAGAUCGAGUUGGUACUAUAAGGUGGAUAUAUGGAAUGUUGCGAUGGUCGCCUGGGACAUCGUUAGCCCUCGCACACUUAUCAAUGGCAAAAAUUCAAAUGGCGUAUUUGAUGACCGAGUCCAUAUGGCGGAACUGGUUGCCUUGCUAGGCCCUCCGCCACCCGAAUUCAGGGAACAGAGACAUCUCAGCUCGGUCUUCUGGGAUGAGUCAGGCAACUGGAAAGAAGUAGUUCCAAUUCCAGAAAUCACUCUUGAAAGGCUUGCUGAGAAGGUUGAAGGGGAAGACAAAGAAGGACUUUUGCGGUGGCUCCGGAUGGCCUUGCAGUGGAACCCCGAGGACCGGCCAACGGCUUUGGAACUCUUAUACGACGAGUGGCUGAUGAAGGGGCUAGGGGAGUGA